Cucurbita maxima (winter squash) is the source of this 790-nucleotide messenger RNA. Its product is annotated as E3 ubiquitin-protein ligase RHA2B-like. The record is from RefSeq and is a predicted model, not a curated record. The transcript has 2 exons. The coding region runs from base 71 to 553 and encodes 160 amino acids. Lineage: Eukaryota; Viridiplantae; Streptophyta; Magnoliopsida; Cucurbitales; Cucurbitaceae.
UUUCCGAAAGAUUAUAAAAUUAAAAGAAUUGAAUCAGUGGAAACUAUCCGCCAAUUUCCAUCCCGAAGCCAUGGGAGCUCUCUCCGAGUUCUUCUCCCACCUCCACACAAUGACCGCAGUCUUCGUCACCCUUUUACUUCUCGAAUGCGUUACUCUCAUUCGCACCAUCUUCGGUUUGAGACCUAACGCCGACAAGCGCGUAAUUACGACGGCGCAGUUUUUGAAAUUGAUCGAGGAGAAGAAUCCGACCAUCCGAUUCUCCAAGAAAGUCACCUCGAGUUCGGACGAUCAGUGCGCCGUUUGCCUCUCUGAAUUUGAGGAAGGGGAGAUGGUACGGAAAUUGCAAUGCAACCAUACUUUUCACAAGGAUUGCCUCGAUAAUUGGUUGAAACUCUUUUUUGCUACCUGUCCGCUUUGCCGGUGUAAGGUUUUGCCGGACGAUAUCGUCGCCGGUUACCGCAGGCUGCGAGACCGUGUAGAGUACGACGGCAGCGAUGAGGAGCUCAUCUUUUUGUUAUCGGCAUUACAUGCUGCCGGCUACAAUUAUCUGUAAGCUCAGUGUGGUGCUGAAAAUAAGGGACAUUCUGGAUGGUCUAACAUUUAUAUAAUUAUACAGUUCAUGAAUAUAAAGAUUAACCGUUAUUUUUUGUACAGUAAAUAACUGAAAAGUUAUAACAAAAUAGUCCAUUGUUAUGAUUGUAAUUUGUGUGGGAGUACACUUUUGCAAUUAGUUACAGAUACUUUGUGACCCAUUUAAAUUUAUUGAUAACAAUAGAAAUGUGGAGAUUUU